This is a messenger RNA of Ficedula albicollis (Collared flycatcher), 3626 nucleotides long. It is a transcript of the gene RWDD3, whose product is annotated as RWD domain containing 3. The record is from RefSeq and is a predicted model, not a curated record. Gene Ontology annotation, molecular function: protein binding. The coding region runs from base 1 to 795 and encodes 264 amino acids. The transcript is spliced from 4 exons. Gene Ontology annotation, biological process: positive regulation of hypoxia-inducible factor-1alpha signaling pathway; positive regulation of protein sumoylation. NCBI's taxonomy places the organism in Eukaryota, Metazoa, Chordata, Aves, Passeriformes, Muscicapidae.
AUGUCGGAGCUGGCGCGGGAGGAGCUGUCGGCGCUCGCCGCCAUCUACUGCGAGCCGGGCGCCUGCGAGCUGCUGGCGGCCUCAGAGACGCAUGGAAUUUCAUUUAGAAUUCAAAUCAGUGUGAAAGAACUGCUGGAUACAGAUGUACUUUUAAAGCUGUUAUUUCAUUUACCAGUCAGUUACCCAUCAACUCUACCGGAUAUUUCUGUUACCUCAGACCAGCUUACAAGGGCCCAGUGUAUGGAUGUGAAAGAGAAAUUACUUGAACAAGCAAAGCAGCAUCUUUCUGAACCCAUGGUACACGAUCUGAUUCUUUGGGUACAGCAGCAUCUUAAAGAUGUCAUUAAGCAAUCAGCAACAGUUUGCAAUGAAAAAACUACUUUGUCAAAAGAAACAGAAGAUGGUAUCUGGAUGCUCCUUUUGCAUUUAGAUCACAUGAGAGCAAAGGCAAAAUAUGUGAAAACUGUGGAAAAAUGGGCUUCACAUCUAAGGCUGACUGGAAGACUGAUGUUCAUGGGCAAGAUAAUAUUGAUUCUUCUUCAGGGUGACAGGAGCAGCAUUAAGGAGUACUUGAUUCUUCAGAAAACUUCUAAGGUAGAUGUGGACUCAAGUGGAAAGAAAUGCAAAGAGAAAAUGAUGAGAGUACUGUGUGAGACAGAAGUAGAGUCACAGCAUAAAAGGUUCCAGACGUUUGAAGUCAAAGAAUAUUCAGCACCAGAGGAGCUACAAAAGGAAUUUGAAACUGCAGGACUUACAGCUCUUUUCUCUGAGUUUGUGCCUCCUCUCUUAAAAUAAAACUAAAAGCAACCACUGGACCUUUGACCAAAGCAGUAGUUGACUGCAGAUUCUGAUGAAUGAUAAAAGGACUAAUGUGGCAAAACAAUGUUGAAGCUUUUCUACAAAAAAUACCAGUAGCAGUCAUCCUUUUGCAAGAAGAAAGCAAUUAAUACAUCAAGAACUGAUAAUUUUUUGACAGUUAUGUAUUAAUAACUUUUUCCGAACAAUGUAAUGUUGCUUGUGAUAAUUGCAUGGUAAGCAUGGGACUGAGAGGAAGUAAUGUUAAAAAAAUAGUCUUCUAGCCAGACUCUGUUUUAUAGUCCCUGUUUUUUGAUGUCUUAUUUCUUUCACUCUCAUGGUAGAAUUUGUCGUUAAUGGCAUGUUAGAGAGCAUGAUUAAUUUUGCUUUGGAAGACUGAAAAUACUUCCAUAAAAAAACAUAGUGGACACACAUAUGAAUAUGUGAGGACAGCAUAUACUUAAUAUCCCUUAGGAGUUAAUCUGCUAAUUUUUUGUUCUCCCUGUAAUUGACUAUAAAUGCUAGAUGGUUGAUUUGAAGAAAAAGCUCAUGUCACUUGGGGCCUGAAAAAACUUUGAAGUGUCUUUUUGAAUAUUAGUUUUUAUUUGAAAAUUUAUGAAAACUCUCAUGUGAAGGAUUUAAAUUGAUGAAAAGCUGAGAUAAAGCCAAUUGUAAUAUUUUCUUUGAUAGUUUACAGAUAUCUUCUUGCACUUUAUCUGGUUUUACUGUCUGUGCGGCUUUAGAUUAAUCUUGAUUCAAUUAAACUGUUGGAGCAGUAUAUACAAACUUCAGUCUUCCAUCUUUCAAGGCUUCUGUCAAGUUGUUUCUGUUAGUUUAUUUGUUUUGGUGUUUCUGGAUUGGUCACUGGUGUUGGCCAGCCUGUAGGUUUUUUUUAAACAGUAGUCUGUGUUUUACAUCUGUAUAGUGUUACAAAUUAUAUGCAUAAUUUUGUGAAUUGUGCAAGUUGUGCAAGUUCUGUUUACUUAGGGAGGACUGGAUACUUAUUUUUUACAAUUAUUAAUAUCUGUCCUUUGGUUUCUAUUUUACCUGAAACCAUUCUCUAACAAGACUAGAUAAAUUAUCCAGUAAUAAAAAUUUUACAAUCAUGAAUUUCUUAGUAACUAGCACUGCCAUUUGCCAUUUCAGUUUGCUUUAGCAUGCAGCUAAACAUGUGCUUUACUGCUCUCUAAAAUUUAGUUGCAGAAGCAAAAUGUGUCAUGUAUUCUGUAAUUAAACAGAUUUGAUCAAUUCAGUAUAAACUAAUUUAUUUCCAUUGUACUGGGUGAAGACUAGUACAAUUUGUUGAGCUCUGAAAGUGUGGUUUAGCAAAUCAUUAUGUAAGAUCUGAUUUCCUGUUUCAUGCUCAGACUAUGAGAUCAUACCUCUUUCUUUAUAUGUUCUAGAAAAGCAACUAAAUCAGGCUGGAAGAUUUUUAUAUUUUACUGUUUGAGAUAUCAGCUGCAUAAAGGGUUGUAAAUUGUUUGAAAGUUUCUGAAGUUUUUGAGGAUUUUGGUAAUUUUCCUAAUAUAGAAUGUCUCAAAUAUAUAUGGUGCAUGUUAUUUUAUGCACUGAUGCUAAUUUAAUUAGAUAGUAGCAAAGUUCUUCUUAAUGAGUGUUUUAUGUUUACCACAUACAGUACUUCAGGCUCAGUAGAAGAGUCUGGGUUGAAUGGGUUUUGCAAAUCUGUUCUAUAUUAUUUUGAAAUGGCUUCCUGAGAGACAGGAACUCUAAUUUUCUAUCAUUUUAAGUGCAUGUGAAGAUGAAUUCUUACUUUUACAAAGAAGAAUAAAAGAGAAGUAUCUUUAAAAUAUUAAAAUAACAUGUAUUUUAAAUUACAGUUUCCAGAAUCAAGCUGUUCUGAAGUAAAAUAUCUGUUGAAAAAUUGUGUGUGAGUGCAGUAUAAAGUUUUGAAAAGCUGCAGAGGGUUUCUCCUUAUACUGUAUGACAGAUCUGACAAGUAUCAAAUUCAAGAAAAGGCCUAUACUUGUACAGCAUAAGAAAACAUAAUCUGUAUCUCUCUACAAAACUGAUUGUUAUAAGAUUUUGCCAGAUGCAUUGUAAAUCUGCUGAUUUUAGGAAUCAGGUUGAAUGGCAUACUAAUUCGUGUGAUCUCAAAAUGCUUGUGACUUCAAAAAUAAUUGAGGUGCAAGUUGUUGUGGUCAUCUUUCUUGCAAGGUGCUGAAGUUUUCUUCCCUACUAGAAAAGGCAUUUGUGGUGUCAGUGCUGCUAGUUGCACUUGGAUAUAAACCCAUGUAUUUUUUUGGGUUUUAUUGCCUGAUGCCUUCUUGGUCAACUGUUUGGCCAGGCCUGGCAAUCUGCAACAGGCAAUUAAAAAGAAAAAGUGACAAUUGGGUAAGUUGCAGCUCUCUCCUGUGCUCAUCUUCCUGCCAGGUGAAGUUGUUGUAAGAAGCUGGAUGAUUUCUGUGUUUCAGGAGAUGGAAAAUGCCAUUUAUACAAUGGAUUUUUACCAUAGUUGAAUUUGUUAUUCACUAGCUCACACUGGACAAAUCCAUAAGUUCACUGUAGGAAAGGACUACAGUUUAUAGCUUGGUUUGAUGUGUUUCAGGAGAAUUGCAAAUCUGAUCAGCUUGCUACAGUUCAGACAGCAGCGAACAUGAAAACUGAUGUCAGUCUGAUUCUGUUAAAGCAAUGGCACUUAUUUUGAAGGGUAGGAGGAUAUUUUCUGUUCAGACAAGUAAACAGUAUUUUAAAAGGCUGUUCUUUUGGAAGGAUGUUGCAGCUGUCUGUUAACUGAGGGUUUGUUUGCAUUCAUUGUAAAAAGAGAUGAGCUAGCCUGUGAUCCUCUGGGGCACUAAAGUCAUCAGAAUGGG